Messenger RNA from Coprinopsis cinerea okayama7#130, 804 nucleotides. RefSeq lists its product as hypothetical. NCBI's taxonomy places the organism in Eukaryota, Fungi, Basidiomycota, Agaricomycetes, Agaricales, Psathyrellaceae. The coding region runs from base 60 to 734 and encodes 224 amino acids. The record is from RefSeq and is a predicted model, not a curated record. The transcript is spliced from 2 exons.
AUCCUUGCGAGGAUGAACACGAGUUCGAGAGGAUCAAAUUCUUCCAUUCUUAUGGAGAUAUGGGAAUGAUACUUGGAUUAAUGGCAGCAAACAUUGGACUCAAGCUGGGACAAACUGGGUUAAAGAUUCCUGACCCUCCUAACCCUCAUUUCGUGUUGAGCGUCAACUUCGACGACAUUAUGGACUUCCUGGGCCUUUCCAGGGAAGUCUAUAACUCCGGAUUCAAAACAAGAAUGGAGGUGUAUGAAUGGGUUUGCACCAUGAAAUGGUUUGAUCCAUACAUGUUCAGGCCUACUGGGCAAGGCAUUGCGAAACUGAAGCCCGACCGCACGAUGUACGCUGAAUUCGUCCUUUUUGUUACGAACAACUGGUCUAUCUCAGAAUCGGAAAGGAUCAGAAAGAGAGACGACAAGAAAAGCCGCGACGCCCUUUUUCAGACCGUCAAACUGGAGGCAUUGAACUAUUUUGAUAAAACAGCUCAAUUCGAAACACGUUUGGAAUCUCGGAGGAUUCAACAGCGUACUCAAGCCGUCUUCUCCGGACAUAGAGUUCGGGACUGGGCAGAGUUGGGGGAACAUUGGAAGGGUGUAAAGAUGAUCAUGGAUAAGAUUCGAGAGAUGCUAGGGGGAGAACGGAAGGUUUUGGAGUUCUAUGAUUCAAAUGGGGAAGAUGCUCUACGGGCGCUUGUGGUUGCAGUCAGGGAUGACCUUGGAAUAUAUAGAAGGGCCACAUGAUCGGGUAGAAGAAUAUCUAUACCGCUGUUGUGCUUGAGCCCAGAAUCAAGUUUAUGUCACGGUAAUACUA